Messenger RNA from Hydra vulgaris (swiftwater hydra), 900 nucleotides. The record is from RefSeq and is a predicted model, not a curated record. NCBI's taxonomy places the organism in Eukaryota, Metazoa, Cnidaria, Hydrozoa, Anthoathecata, Hydridae.
UUUGUUUGCUUCCAGACUGUGACUAUGAUUUAAACGAACACAAAUUACAAAAUAUAUUUUGCUGUAGUUAAAAAUUAUACAAAAAAUGGCGCGGUAUAAUCAUUUACAAUUUCUUUUCAAAUUGUUUUUGCUGUUCAAUAUUUUAAUAGUAGCUUCUUCUAAAAAUAGUAAACAAAAAGUUAAUAAAAUUGGAAAAAAUGUAGGUGAUUACAACGAUGUUGAUGUUGAAAAACUUCUCGAUCAGUGGAAUGAAAAUGAUGAGGAUGAUGAAGAUGAAGAUACAGAUGAUCCUCGCUUAAAACCAAGACCAAAAAUCAAUAUGGAAGAGAUUUUUAAAGCUGGCGGUAGUCAAGAAGAAAUUUUAAAAGCAUCGAAAAAAGGACAACCAUUAAUGAUUUUUGCUAAUGUUGCUGGAAAUCCUUCACGUAAGGAGACAGAAACUGUUUCAGCUUUGUGGCAAACUAGUUUAAGAAAUAAUCAAAUUCAAGUUCAAAGAUACGUUAUAUCAGACAACCGUGUUUUGUUUCAGCUUGAAGAUGGUAGCCAAGCAUUUGAAAUAAAAGAUUACCUAACAUCAUUAAAUACUUGUGAGAGUGUAUCAUUUGAAAAUUUGAAUUUUCCCGGAAAAGGAGCCGGCAAAACAAAACUCGAGCUGUGACAAGCAAUAUUUUGAUUAGGGGGGAGUAGGUUAAUGGCUGGGCAAUUCCGGACAUGGUCAAAACGGCGUAAUAGAAUUAAGGUAUUUGAAGAUUUCUUUAAAAAUGCUGAAAGGGGGUUCCAUGCUCAGUUCCAGACGUGCAGUAGUAACCUUAACUUUUUCUGAUUGUUUCGUGCAAUUUUUUUCCUUGAGAAGCAUUUUUGUUGUAGCUACUAUGGAUAUAAAACCACUCCUUUUGUUGU